This is a messenger RNA of Aspergillus pseudoviridinutans, 1323 nucleotides long. Its product is annotated as type III PLP-dependent enzyme. The record is from RefSeq and is a predicted model, not a curated record. Bases 1 to 1323 code for a protein of 440 amino acids. Gene Ontology annotation, cellular component: cytoplasm. The transcript is spliced from 2 exons. Lineage: Eukaryota; Fungi; Ascomycota; Eurotiomycetes; Eurotiales; Aspergillaceae. Gene Ontology annotation, molecular function: ornithine decarboxylase activity.
AUGACUAAACAAUGUCACGACAAAAACGACUAUAGUUUUCAUCACCAUCAUAGUCAACUCAGCAAUCAUGGAGGGGACGACCUUUCGCAAUCUAGGUUGGCUGCCAAGGACCUGGUCUUGGACGUCCUGAAGAAACGCGCCGCCGAGGUGGACGUGGACCGGUGCGGCCCUGGUGAAGAAGAUGCCUUUUAUGUGGCCGACAUGGGGGAGAUCUACCGACAGCAUCUUCGCUGGAAAAUGAACUUGGGUCGCGUCAAGCCUUUUUACGCGGUCAAGUGCAACCCCGAUCCGGAGAUCCUUCGUCUCAUGGCCAAGCUUGGAAACGGUUUCGACUGUGCCUCCAAGGCGGAAAUCGACCUGGCCCUCGAGACCGGCAUCGAUCCCAGCCGCAUCAUCUACGCGCAGCCCUGCAAGACCAAGUCCUAUCUGCGCUAUGCCGCCAAGGUGGGCGUCAAGCAAAUGACUUUCKAUAAUGCCGACGAGCUCUACAAGAUCAAGGCCUGCUACCCAGACGCGGAGCUCUACCUGCGUAUCCUGACCGAUGACUCGACCAGCCUGUGCCGGCUCAGCAUGAAGUUCGGUGCCUCCCUGGACAUCGCCCGUCAGCUGCUUGAACUUGCGCACGAGCUCGAGCUCAAGGUCGUCGGGGUGAGCUUCCACGUGGGCUCCGGUGCCGAGGAUCCCCGCGCGUUCCUCAAGGCCGUGCAGGAUGCUCGUCUGGUCUUUGACCAGGCCGCGGAGGUGGGCCACGAGCUCCACACUUUGGACGUCGGAGGUGGUUUCUGCCAGGACACCUUUGAAAAGUUUGCCGGCAUCCUGAGCGAGGCGCUCGACACGUAUUUCCCGCCUCACAUUCGUAUCAUUGCCGAGCCCGGCCGCUACUACGUCGCCAGUGCCUUCACCCUGGCGGCCAAUGUCAUUGCUCGCCGCGAUGUGCGCGACCCCGAGGACCCCGCCAACGAUGCCUACAUGCUGUACCUGAACGACGGCGUGUACGGCAAUUUCUCCAACAUCAUCUUCGACCACCAGCACCCCGUGGCCAAGAUCUUGACUUGCUCCGGCGAGACCCAGCCGACCGCUCUGAAUGCUGCGACUUCAGAGGGCAUCGCCUACUCCAUCUGGGGUCCAACCUGUGAUGGUAUCGACGUCAUCACCCAGCGGAUUGUUCUGCCUGGUCUGUUGAACGUCGGCGACUGGCUGUACUUUGAGGAGAUGGGCGCUUACACCAAGUGCAGCGCCACCCGGUUCAACGGCUUCUCGGACAACCACGAGGUGAUUUACAUCUCGAGCGAAGCCGGUGCAACUGCUCUCCUGGAGUAUUAG